AUGAUCGAAGGCCAAGAGCAUUUGCACGGCUGGCCAAACGCGUCAGGAUUCCAAGUCGAGACUGAGCAGCGUGAGCCGAUCGAGCUCCCAGUGACUGGCCACAUACCAGCAGCACUAGCCGGCACACUCUACCGCACUGGUCCAUCGUCAUACAAACAUGGCAACUUCAGCUUCUCGCAUUGGUUCGAUGGCUUCACACAGAUCUAUCGCUUCCAAUUGAUACCACAAGCCGAUGGCAGCUGUAAAGUCGUAUACAACUCCAGACGCCAAUGCGAUCGUUUCCUGGAGAAAGUUCGCAAAAGCGGUCGACUCGACAAGAUCACUUUCGCGCAGAGACGGGACCCUUGCGAGGGCUUCUUCGGAAAGCUCAAAGCCAUCUUCUUCCCAGCCAAUUCAUCCGAACCGACAGCAGCAGAUGUCAAUGCUGGGGUCACUGUACAUCUUCCCGUACAUGGACAGAAUGGACUUCUCGAAACCAGAACAGACAAUUACCAGCUCAAACGUAUUGACAGGGACACCUUGGAGCCAGUCGGAGUGACAGAUCAAACCAAAUUGAAUCCCGAAUUAAAAGGUCCCGUGUCGUGCGCUCAUGCUCAAUUCGAUCCUGUUACCGGAGACUGCUUCAACUUCAACCUGCAAUUUGGUCGGUUCGCUACGUACCGAGUAUUCAGAACAAGCGCGAAGACCGGAGAAACAGAUGUUUUGGCCACAUUCAGUGCGCCUGAGAUUCAAGCCGCUUACAUUCAUGCUUUUUUCUUGACGGAGAACUUUGUGGUACUGUGCGUCUGGAACUCACACUUCGGCGGAGGCGGUUUGAAGGUGCUCUGGGAGAGGAAUUUCUUGGACGCCAUCGUGCCGUUCGAUGAGAACGUGCCAGUGCAAUGGCUGGUGAUAGACCGGAAAGGCGGCAGAGGGCUUGUCAAGAGAUUCACAAGUCCUGCAAUGUUCGCAUUCCACACUGUCAACGCUUUCGAGGAGACCAAGGAUGGAAAAGUCGACUUACUCUGUGACUUGGCAGAGUAUGCAUCGCUAGAGGUGCUACACGGCGUCUAUUAUGAGAAUCUGGUCUCGAAUGCCCCGGCUGCCGGCAAGGCAGGACUUAAGAAGUCACAUAUGGCUCGUUACAGGCUUCGAGAUGUUAACAGCCCCGAACCUUGGGAUCUUGCCAAAGACAAGCCAGUCGAGGCGGAGAGAGAGUUGUUUCUACCAUACAAUGGCGACUUGCCGACAAUCAACCCGACGUAUAAAUGCAAGUCGCAUCGUUUUGUGUACGGCAUCCGUGACAAUGGCAAAUCAAGCUUUUACGAUUCAAUACAGAAGCUUGACGUUGCAACCGAACAGAGCACAAGCUGGUGUAGUGACAAGCACACGCCUGGGGAACCAAUUUUCGUCGCGGAUCCUGCUCGCAGCCAUCUAGAGGACGGUGGCUGGUUAUUGAUUUGCGUUCUGGACGGAGAGCGAGGGACCAGCUACCUCCUUUGCUUAGACGCGGAGACAUUGAAGGAGGUGGGCAGAGCAGAUGUGGGUGCUGCGGUAGGACUUGGAUUCCACGGCACUCACAUCCCAGGUUGA
Pseudocercospora fijiensis CIRAD86 is the source of this 1572-nucleotide messenger RNA. RefSeq lists its product as uncharacterized. Lineage: Eukaryota; Fungi; Ascomycota; Dothideomycetes; Mycosphaerellales; Mycosphaerellaceae. The record is from RefSeq and is a predicted model, not a curated record. Bases 1 to 1572 code for a protein of 523 amino acids. Gene Ontology annotation, molecular function: carotenoid dioxygenase activity. The transcript has 2 exons. Gene Ontology annotation, biological process: carotene catabolic process.